AUGUGCGGUGCUGCGGCGGUGAGGAAGGGAAACGAGCGCGAGCAAUUCCGAGCGGUGUAUCAUCCACGUAUAGAUAUAUGGUACAACAAAAUUAGCGAUUACAUUGGUAUGAGUGCUGCUGUCACCGAAGGACCGCCUGAGGCAAAGAAAUUCCGUAUAGAUUUACCGACCCAGGUCGUCGUUGAACCGUCACUGUGUUCAUCCGAAUCACCUGAUGGUCCGGCGGCAGCUGAGGGACAAUCACCGGCUGGACCGAGUUCAGCCAGAUCUACAAAUGGUUCGGAGAUCUCCUCCGGAUCAGUGGAAAAAGAUGAUGAACCAGAACCAGGAAUGACCGGUAAUAUCCUGGAAAUGAUCAGCAGAAGUCUAUUGGGCAACGCUUUCAAGUUGGAUGAAGUCUCACGUCCGCCUCGUCUACCUUCAGUACCCGCGUCACCCGUUCCGGCACCGAUUCCCGGCGCUGUCGCUGUCGCUCAAUCACCGGCCGCUCAACUUUUCUCGGAGGAUGACUGGAGUUGGCAUCGGAAUCCAGCAGCAGCAAUACGAUCCGGUGGCACGAAUAAACAGACACCGGUCUGGAAAUAUUUUGUCUAUAAUAAGGCAGAAAACUUAAGCAGGUGCAUAAUCGGAGAUUGUACAUAUAGUUUGAAAGGGCCGCAUACAAGCACACUUGCGUGUCAUUUGAAGAAGCACUCAGCUGAAUAUGCUGAGUUCCAGAAGCUUAAGGUUGACUACACUCGUGAACGUUAUGGUGGUCAACUCCCCUCCUCACCGUCAUCGUCAGCGUCAGGAUCAAACUCCUCCUCAACAAGUAACAAUACUCCCGCUCCGAAACCGACAAAACCGAAGAAAGAAACGAAAGCUGACGUUGGUAAUUUGAUGGCUGCUCUCCGAGCAGGGACCCCAGCCAUUCCGGGAUUACUGCAGAAUUUGAUGCAAGGUGUGAAUCCACUACAAAUGAUGUUGAAUCCACAGAUACCGACAUCAUCAGCCAAUAUAACCGCUACACAGGCGGCUAAUCAAAUGCUACAACAAGCAGGACUCACAAUCAGCGCAUCCGGACAGAUCAUGCAAUCGAAGAAAUGGCGGCGAGAUGAGCGGCGUCAGCGAGAGUUGGAACAGCGACUUGCGCUUGCGCUCACCACUUCACAUCUGACAUCUGAAGCUCUGGCGAAUCCACUGUGGAAGGAGCUUCUGGAAGCAGCACAACCUAAAUUCACAUUAAAUGACGAUCCACAGUAUUUUGAACAACUGAUAUCCACGCUUCACCUCCGCCUCCUCCAGUCUAUCCGCGCCCUGCUCUCCUCGGCGGUAUGCGUAUCAGUUCUCGUCGAUUGCGUCCGUCUCCCUCCCACAUCCGGAAGUGAAGAACCACUAUUAAGGCUCUGUGUUUCGGCUGCAUUUCCCGGUUUUGUCAAUCAGAAAUACGAGGUUCAAGUGAUACUGUUGGCUUUUCGUCCCCUACUUCAAGCCGAUAACACAUCCGAAGCGGUAGCGAUGACUAUCGAUCAGGUCCUAGCCGACUAUGAUUUGUCGCAGGAAAAAGUGACAAGAAUUGUUUGUUCCGGUUUAAAACAACUCCUGGAUGAUGACGACGGUUGUGUUGUGGAUAAGCAGAUGGAGCCGUUCAGUCAACGAAUCAUGUCCUGCUUCACGCAUUUCCUGGAAUCAAACUCCACCAUCGAGGAGCUUCGAAAAAGCGUCUAUCAAAUGAUAUUCGCAUUUGUUACAAGGCCGGAUGCAUUGCAAGCUUUAAACAAAGCGGCCGGUAGAAUCGUUGAAUUACCGCUCAGCGAACCGUUUCCGGUCUUAGCGGAAGCAGUGAUUAACAUAAGGCACGCAAUCGAUAUUGUGACUUUGGAUGGGACUACGCCACACCUUACGGACGAGCAAUGGUGCCAACUUCGUGGAGUUUCCAAUGCAUCAGCUCUUUUCCGACAGUAUGGAAAUGGUGUUGCCGAAGGUGAAUGCCCGACUGUGGAUGGGGUUGUCCCAGCCAUCAAGCAGAUCAUUCAUGCAUUAGACAAGGAUUCUCUUGAUCUUGGUGCUCUCGCCUGCCAACUGAAAGAUGUGGUCAUGGAACGUCUUGCCUCCAUUAUUGACGUGAAUCAUGAGGAAUUCGACGGGACAUACAUCCAGGCGACGGCUCUAAAUCCACAAUUGGCGGUGUUACUCACCGAGCAACAACUCUCUUACGCAAGAUCAGCUAUUGAACAAGAGCUCCAUUCUCGAAAUCCUCCCACUUCUUCAACAUUGGGUGUCGAUGCAUUGCUGGCUUCCGUACUUUCCUCAUCUCCCGAUUCGUUACCCCUUUAUUCGGAUCUUCUUCAACAAGCACAGCGACUACAACAGGAUCGCAACUCACAACCGAUGCGUGAUCGGAUAACAGAAGCCGCUCUCUCAUCGUAUUUCGACGAACUUCUAAGCGGGUCCCCAGCCGAUGCGCUGCUUUCACCUUUGCGGUCGUUCGGCAACCCAUUACAGACACCGCUGGUCUUCUGGCAAGGUUGCAUGCAACGAUGUCCGACGUUGGCCGGACUUGCGCUUGAGCUGCUGUCGAUCCCGACCACAACGCUCACUGCGUCGUCUUUGCUGUCCUUGCGGGGCACGUCUCCGUUCCAGAAACCUGACCCAAUCCCGAUCUUGUCACAUUUGGACAAACCGGAAAGACUUGAUCGGAAUUUGUUACUUAGAUUCAACAGGAAUUUUAUACAUAAAGCUUAUUAA
Molecule: messenger RNA, 2727 nt
Organism: Necator americanus (New World hookworm)
Lineage: Eukaryota; Metazoa; Nematoda; Chromadorea; Rhabditida; Ancylostomatidae
Exons: 20
Coding region: 1-2727 (908 amino acids)
Source: RefSeq, a predicted model, not a curated record